Vigna radiata var. radiata (mung bean) is the source of this 778-nucleotide messenger RNA. RefSeq lists its product as uncharacterized. NCBI's taxonomy places the organism in Eukaryota, Viridiplantae, Streptophyta, Magnoliopsida, Fabales, Fabaceae. The coding region runs from base 102 to 737 and encodes 211 amino acids. The record is from RefSeq and is a predicted model, not a curated record. The transcript is spliced from 5 exons.
GUGUUUUUAGCCUGCAAGACUAACCAAUCUUACAAUUCAAUUGCUUAUUUUAAACCUCUUGCAACAAUCCAUCAUCUUUUCUCAUUCCAACUUCUGUCAAUAUGUCAUCGUGGAUAACUCUCAAAUUCAGAGCUGUUCUUCAUGUACUUCGUGCCACCAACUUCCAAUCAAGCUAUGUUGGAUUACAGAAAAACAGACCAAUUGUAUCAGCUGCUACACCUCAAACAGUUCAUUGCUUGCAUCCUAAUCUGCAAUUCUACAGCACCAAUACCAACAACACAAGUACUAAUGCAAAAGGAAUAAAAGAUGAGAAGAUUCAACCUGAACCUGCUGCACCUGCACAUGCUUCUAAAACUUUUUCCUUCUCUUAUUGGUUAAGAUGGAUAUUGGGCAUGACACUUUCUGUCUUACUACCCUUCUGGAAACCUUACUGGAAAAAACUGCAGAGAAUAGAAGGAGAGGCAGAGUUUGUGAUUGAAGAGGCUGAAGCGGUGGCAAAAGUGGUAGAAAAAGUGGCAAAAGUAGCAGAAAAAGUAUCUGAAGAUGUAGCAGAGAUGCUUCCAGAGGAUGGUAAACUAAGGAAAGCAACUUUGGUGGUAGAACAUGCAUCAAAAGAAGCAGCACAUGAUGCUCAGCUUACUCAACAAUUCAUACACAAGGUUGAAGAACUCAAGAAUGACCUUGAUGAUAUACAAGCCUUUGUUGAACCAGUAAUUGACAAGAUUGUCAAGAUUUAAUUAACCUCACAAAAUUUAUGUCAAAUACUUAUUCUUUUGUA